Exserohilum turcica Et28A is the source of this 2234-nucleotide messenger RNA. RefSeq lists its product as uncharacterized. Gene Ontology annotation, biological process: mRNA 5'-splice site recognition; RNA processing. Gene Ontology annotation, molecular function: protein binding. The transcript is spliced from 5 exons. Lineage: Eukaryota; Fungi; Ascomycota; Dothideomycetes; Pleosporales; Pleosporaceae. The record is from RefSeq and is a predicted model, not a curated record. The coding region runs from base 127 to 1797 and encodes 556 amino acids. Gene Ontology annotation, cellular component: commitment complex; U2-type prespliceosome; U1 snRNP.
GCGGCUUCCACGGUACGACUGUCGCAAAGCUCUUUCCACCAUCUCCGAGCUACUUUUGUCCGUCGCAUUCACAUCUCAGCCUAAUAUCACCUACAAUCCUUCGCAACAAGCAAAAUCCGCGACACGAUGUUGGCCACCGGGCGCGGCAGCAUUGCCCAAGUGCACUACACUGGAGAAGAGGCUGCCGGUGAGAUCAACAAGCUUCUAGGCGCAGUCGUAGAGAAUGAAGACGAUUUCGAGAGGUGGGAAGCGCUCGUCACUCGCGCCUCUGAGCUCGAAGGCGGUGUCACCCGCAACUCCAGUCCGUCGGCCAUCGAGCUCGUCCGCAACGUCUACGACUGCUUUCUCACAAAGUUCCCGCUGUUUUUUGGAUACUGGAAGAAGUAUGCCGACCUCGAGUUCUCGAUUGGCGGUACCGAGACUGCGGAGAUGGUGUACGAGCGUGGUGUUUCCUGCAUUACACCGUCAGUGGAUCUCUGGGCCAACUACUGCACCUUCAAGAUGGACACGUCGCAUGACAACGAUGUCAUCCGAGAGCUUUUUGAGCGGGGCGCUCAUUUUGUCGGACUCGACUUUCAAAGCCACCCAUUCUGGGACAAGUACAUUGAGUUCGAGGAGCGCAUCCAAGAGCCAGCCAACGUUACCAAGAUCUACAGCCGUGUCUUGCACCUGCCCAUCUACCAAUUUGCCCGAUACUACGAGAAGUUUUCCGUUUUGCUCUCCAACCGACCAGUGGAGGAAUUAGCCGAUCCCGAGACGCUCGAAAGCAUGAACGCUGCGGUCCAGCUAGAGAACCAGGGACAACCCGAGAAGCCGGCGCUUGAGGUUGAGCGACAGCUGCGCACAAAGAUCCACGAAUAUUACUACAACUCGUACUCCAAGACACAGCAGGAGGUGACAAACCGCUGGACCUUUGAACACGCGAUUAAGAGGGCCUACUUCCACGUCACAGAGCUAGAAGAGUCGGAACUUGAAAACUGGCGCAAGUACCUCGAGUACGAGGAGAAGCAGGGAGACUUUGAGCGCACGUCCUUCCUGUACGAACGCUGCCUGGUUGCCUGUGCGCUGUACGAUGAAUUCUGGCUGCGAUACGCCCGUUGGAUGUUCUCGCAGGGCAAAGAAGAGAACGCAAGAAUCAUCUACAUGAGAGCUAGUUGCAUAUUUGUGCCCAUCUCAGCCCCCGCCAUACGCCUCAAUUGGGCUCGGUUCGAGGAGAAGCUCGGUCGAACCUCUGUAGCUCGCGAUAUCUACCUUUCUAUGCUCGAAGAGGCGCCUGAGCACACGGAGACUCUCAUUUAUCUUGCAGGCGUCGAGCGACGGCACCAAGGCAACGAUGCGGCCGUCCAUCUUCUGGAAGAAUACAUUGAAGGGUCCAACAACCAGAUUGGCGGCAUACUAGCAGCGGAGCAAGCACGAAUACUCUGGCAAUGCAAGGGCAGCGUUGACGAGGCACGUCAGAUUUUCAAGGACAAGUACGAGCGAUUCCGAGACUCGCGCGAGUUUUGGAUCAAAUAUCUGGAGUUCGAAGUGGCACAGCCUUCCUCCGACCAGGAAGAGUCUCAUGCCCGGAUAAAGGCGGUUCACGAGCUGAUGCGCACCAAGGGCCGCUUCACUCCUCAAGUCGCAAAAGAGCUAUCACACUUUUACAUGGCCUACCUCCUGGACCGUGGUGGCAAGAACGCAGUCGAGGAAUAUAUGCAGUUGGAUAAGGAUGUCAACGGUGCGAAACAGGUUGAAGACGUAUCUGUUGCUCUGCCCGUUGUGCCGGCAAAGCCCAGUCACCGAACCCGCUUCUAGCAGUGCGGUAGUAAUCUGACGAGGUGUGGUUUCCCUCUAGUACCAGAGCGCUUUGACGUGUUCAGCCUCUACGCCCAAAAGUAACUCUUGAUCAGCUGCGUGUCGACCCAGAUGGAGCCGGCCAUGGUGCAUUUUACGGUGCAUGGCCGAAGACGAUAAUUUUUACAACGCCCCUCUGAGAAAGGUGCUCGGUCAAGUGCCCUUGAUAGGUAAAGCUCUUUUUGAUCCCGUUGACGCUCUUUGUUUUUCUGUUGUUGUUUCUUUAUUGACGGCAUUAUAUAUUUAUGGCGUUUGUAAUUUUUUUUGGUAACCAUGCACGAAAAAAGAAAAGUGCAUGUCUAGGCUCGCAAGAAGAACUAUUCCUUUUAUUUUAUUCCCCGACUUGCUACCAUGCAAGCAACAUGGAGGGCCCGCUGUUUUUGAUAGAAAAAUAUGUG